This is a messenger RNA of Purpureocillium takamizusanense, 3890 nucleotides long. RefSeq lists its product as uncharacterized. The record is from RefSeq and is a predicted model, not a curated record. Lineage: Eukaryota; Fungi; Ascomycota; Sordariomycetes; Hypocreales; Ophiocordycipitaceae. Gene Ontology annotation, biological process: mitotic cell cycle. Bases 103 to 3642 code for a protein of 1179 amino acids. The transcript has 2 exons. Gene Ontology annotation, molecular function: DNA binding.
CUCCCCCGUUUUGGCUCGUCAACCUUCACGCGCGACAGACCACGAUGUGAACAUCGCACCAGCACUGCACGCCCGCCUUACUAACCGCAUUUUGUGAUUCCAAUGGAGUCGCCGCCCAAGCGAAUGACGCGCGCUCGCGCUGCGGCCAAGGCCUGCGAGUCGACGGCCAAGACGACCAAGAUUGUCACAGCCGCCGCCAAAGCAAAGACGGCAGGGACCGCAACAGCGAGCACGAAAAGCACCACUGCCAAGCGCAAGACGAGGGCCGACGAGCAUGACGAUGAUGCCGACCAUGACGAGACUGUCACGCGGCGAGCCGUUCGGGGGCGGCCUCGCAAAGGCCCCGAGGCCAAUGCCGCUGCGGAUGACGCUUCUGCACCGGCGCCUGUCCGGGCAGCGCGCGGAAGGCCACCCAAGAAGCCAUCCACCGAAACGUCCGACCGAGAUCAGGCCAGCACUGCUACCGCUGUUGUUGCCACCGCGCCGAGACCUCGUGGCCGCCCCAGGAAGACACCCGCCGCUCAAAGCGGCGACGCCGCACCUGCCCCCGCAGCAGAGCCGGCAAAGAAGACGACCCGCGUCCGCGCCCCUACAGCCACCAAGCCAACCGUGAAGAAGACGGUCAAGUUCGAAGAGCCAGACAAGGAAAACAUGGAGCCCGAGGUGGCAAAAGCCAGAGAGCCAACCACGGGCGGCAUGCGCGGCAGGCCCGCGCGCCGAGGAGGAGCUACCGCUGCCCGUACCACGCGGGCCGCUGCUGCAACGACGGCCUCUGAUGUUUCUCAGAAGAAGCCUCUUAGCCCGAAAAAGGUGACACAGAUGCCCAUGUCCAGGGACGACGACAGCUCAGAAGAUGAGCUUGCCACGGACAAGGUGCGUACGCCUGUCAGGCACCUUACGAAGAGCCCCAUGAAGCCAAAAACCACCACGGCUACUGUGCACAUCAAGGGGCCAGAGCCCUCCGGUGAUGGCCCCGAUGCGGAAGUCCAAGGCAGUACGGUGACGCUCAACGCCUCGGCUCUGGGCGCAUCACCACCACGACGGCCACCUUCGUCACCAUUCAAGGACUCUCUCAAGUCCCCCGCCAAGAGGAUAGGGACCGCCACUCUCCAUGGAUCUGCGCUGAAAUCUACAAAUCUUGGAGCCGGGCACCCAGGCCAGACACCCUCAUUCAAGUCAUCACUACUGCGCUCUGCUGCCAAGAGGCCGCAGUCGCCUAUAAAGGGCCUCACUCUGCCACCUGCGACCACGGUGACGGGUCAUCAGCCGCAAUCAGCCAUCAAGAAGACCAUGUUUCAGUCACCCGCCAAACGCGCGCUGCCUGGCUUCAGGCCACCAACAGACACGCGGUCGCAGGAGGAUGCCGCGCUGCUGGAUUCGCCAAAGAUGCAGCCUAUUGUCAUGGCGACCCCAACGCCCGCCACCAGACGCCGUCCCUCGGAGAAGCUGUUAGACGAAGAUGAAUGUCACGAAGAGCUGGAAGGCGACGACUGCGAAGCCGACCAUGCUGGACAUGCCAACGUGAUGUUUUCCGGCCGCCUCUCCGCCGUGGUUCCUCGUCACGCAGACCCGAGUUUGGACGAGGAAGUCGACAACCGCGACGAUGAGGACGAAGUUGAUCAAAUCGACUUCGUUGCCGAAGUGGCUGAGCCCGCCAGGCCCCUGUCACGCGACAAGGACAUGCUAUGGGCUUUCGAACAUCUCACGGCGAAGCGAGUUGACGACCCCAUGGCUUUGGAUGAAAUCGCCGCAGGCAUGGAAGACUCAAUGGAGCUUCCGCAGCGGCGCGAAGAGGAAGCGGAAGGACAGCAGACCCCGGAGGGAGACGACGAAAGGGGAGAAGCUCAGGAGCCACUCGCAUCGGACAAGGCUACGAGCGCCAAGUAUCAGUUGCGCCAGAAAGACCAGGAUCCAUGCUACGACAUCAAUUUCGAGUCGGACUCGGAGGGUGAGACAACUGUGUCGAUCAAGGACCAUCUCCCCACGCCGUCCAGGUCAGCGAAGGGUUCCCGGGACUCCCGCAGGUCCACCAUGGGCCUCACCUCCCUGGCUGAACAGUUCGGCUCCUGGUCCGCGGCCAGUCCCAUCAAGGCAGACCAGAUCGCGGACGUAGCGUCGGCGGACGUCUACGAGGAUCUUGACGGACAUCAGGAGACGGCUGCGAGUGUCACGGGAGAACCAGAGCCUUCUGUCAAGAGUACGUUUUUCGAAGACGAAAUGGCGGCUCAUGUCGGCGAAGCACAGGCUGUAGUACCGCCCACGACUGCGAAUAAGAGUCUCGAUGACGGUGAGUCUGAGGAGCUUUGCAUGGACAACAUCAUGAUCACGGAGGAAGACGCCGCUCUCGCUCAGGAGGCGAACGAUUUGUCAGUUUUGGAGCCGGACCGCGUUGAGCAAGCCGUCAACGGCGGUUCAUUCGACGACAGCGUGUCCGAGGCGAGUCAAGAGUAUGGAGACGAAAACGAGGUGCCUGUCGACCCGGCCCUUGAGAGCAAUGCCCCUGCAGGUCCCGUCACUCCCAUGCGGCCCCCGCAGCACAGGGCCUUUUUCACCACCACCAAGGUGCCCCUGAAGCCUGCGGACAACUCCACCCCAAGCCCGCUGAAGCAGCGCAGUAUGAGCGCCUCACGCGCUAGUUCUAGGCGGCCUGCCGCCCUGCCUCGCAGCGCGACCGUCAUCUCGUAUUCGCCGACCAAGGAGAGGCGGCGGACUUCAGUGGCAGCAGCGAGCCCGUCCAAGGCGGACAUGUGGUCGAGUAUCGGCACGCCGGCUCGCACUCCGCGGCGGGACCUGGACCCGGCCCUCCUCCGAGGUGCCGUCGUCUUCGUCGACGUACAUACGACCGAGGGCGCUGAUGCAAGCGGCAUAUUCGUCGAGCUUCUGAGCCAGAUGGGUGCCCGGUGCAUCAAGUCGUGGCACUGGAACCCCAGCGGCGAGUCUUGCUCGUCAGCCAGGGUUGGAAUCACGCACGUCGUCUACAAGGACGGGGGCAAGCGCACGCUCGAGAAGGUCCGCGAGUCUAACGGGAUCGUGCACUGCGUCGGAGUGAGCUGGGUUCUCGAUUGUGAGCGCGAGAAUAGGUGGCUCGACGAGGCGCCGUAUUGCAUCGACACGAGUCACAUUCCUCGCGGUGGUGCCCGCCGCCGCAAGAGCAUGGAGCCAAAGGCGCUGGCAAACCUCAACGGCACCAUCGUGGGCGGUUCGUCGAGGACGUCGCACCCGCCCAACACACCCAAGAACCGACGCGACAGCUCCUUGUGGAUGCACUCCCCGUCAGACCAGGAUGGGCAGGAGGACCGCGACCACGAUGACGACGACGACGACCUCGAGUGGUCGUGUGUCCUGUUGACGCCGGUGCCGAAGACGCCAGCACCAGAGGCCGUCGCCCGGUACGCCGCAGAGCUGCCAGAGACGCCGCAGGGCGACGACAGCGAUGACGAAGCGGAGGAGCCGUCGCCAACGAGACAGGCCCAUCUGACGCGCACGUGUCCGCCAAAGGCGAACCCGUAUCGCGAGAUGGGCGCGGGGAUUCUCAGCAGAGACAAGGACGAGAACGUGCUGCAGAGGCUCAUGGCCGCCAGGCGCAAGAGCCUGCAGUUUGCUCCCAAGAUUGGCAGUCCGCUUUCCAAGACGUGGGAAUAGGUCGGCGACCAUGAGGUUGUGGGAAGGCGGACCCUCGUGCUCUCUAUGUUGAUUCUAGGGGUUUUCCUGGGACUGGAUUGCCAUGCCAUGGGCGCGCUCUCACUCAGAAGACGGUUUGUGUGGAUAAUUGGUAUUGGUACUGGCUGGAUUCAUGCACUUCGCGGCGUUGGGGCUGAGGAUUGUAGAGUUUGUCUAUUUGAGUACUUUCUCCCUCCGCACAUAAAUUGAUGGCGAGAUGAACAUGGUUG